Molecule: messenger RNA, 456 nt
Organism: Vicia faba (fava bean)
Lineage: Eukaryota; Viridiplantae; Streptophyta; Magnoliopsida; Fabales; Fabaceae
Source: the annotation of a GenBank genome assembly
AUGAAAAAUAUUUUGUAUCACCCUUUUUUUGUGCUCUGUGUUUCAUCUGUUUUCUUAUGGAAUCUUCGUAGAUUUCAUUCUUCCUUCUCCCUCAUCUCACUAACACUGAAAAUUUCCGCAAAAGAUUAUGAUUCUGAUAGAUUCAGAUCUGUGUUUCACCAAGAACGAUUCAAAAGUCUAAAAAGUAGGUAUAUUAAUAACGAACGGGGUUGGAAAUUAGAACCAGAUCAGCUUCUCGAAGUGCAUGAAGUGCUCGCAAAGCACAAGCUCAAUUUUUUGAACGACCAACUCUGGCCAGUAGCACAAGAUUUGGUACUGGAAUUCUAUGCAAAUGCAUUCCGGACUCUUGAGGAAAUUGCAGCAACCAGUGUUGAGCCUAAUGCUGAUUUGGUUUCAUGGGUUCACGGAAAAACUAUCCUGUUCAAUUGGGAAAAGAUAAAUAGGAUUCUUAAGUGA